Messenger RNA from Emiliania huxleyi CCMP1516, 1035 nucleotides. RefSeq names its product glutathione synthetase (gene GSHS3). Gene Ontology annotation, molecular function: ATP binding; glutathione binding; glutathione synthase activity. The annotation marks the transcript as partial. The record is from RefSeq and is a predicted model, not a curated record. NCBI's taxonomy places the organism in Eukaryota, Haptophyta, Isochrysidales, Noelaerhabdaceae. Gene Ontology annotation, cellular component: cytosol. Gene Ontology annotation, biological process: glutathione biosynthetic process. The transcript has 5 exons.
AUGGCGGACAUCCUCGCUUCGGCCGGGGCGCAGGAGGACUCUUCCGCGCCGCCCGAGACCCUCCUCGGCCUACCAGCCAGCCUGGUUGCGCGGAUGCAAUCCGACACGCUCGCCUGGCAGGCCGUGGGCGGUAUCCUCAUCGGUGCCGGCGCGUCGCUGCUGCCCGCGCCGUGCUCGCUGCUGCCGUACCCGUGGCCGAGCGAGCUCUUCGAGCAGUCGCGCGCCCUUGCGGUCCCCUUCAACGCGCUCGUCGAUCGCGUAGCGCGCGAUGUCGACUGGCUGCACGCGGCCACGCGCUCGGUCGUGAAGCAGGACGCGUUCACUGGCCGGCUGCUCCAGCUCUCCGAGUCGGUGCACGCCGAGGGCCCGACGCAGCCGCUGCAGCUCGGCAUCUACCGCUCCGACUACAUGGUCCACCAGCCGCCGGGCGGCGCGCCGCCGCUGCUCCGGCAGGUCGAGCUAAACACGAUCUCGUCCUCGUUCGGCUCCCUGUCGGGCAAGCUCUCAGCGAUGCACGCGGAGCUGCUCCCGCGCUGGGUCGCGCCGCCCGUGACGGGCGAGACCGCCUCUAGAUGCCGGAGGCAGAUCACAUCUCCCCAUAUCUCACCGCAUCUCACCGCCUCUGGAUGCCCGAGGAAGAUCAUAUCUCGCCAUAUCUCCACACAUCUCGAGACCGCCUCUAGAUGCCAGAGGCAGAUGUCGGAGACAAGCGACACCGCGUCGCUGCAAGACAUGCACGCCUCGCUCGCCGCCGGCUUGAUUGACGGCCGGCUCACCUCCGGACCGCCAGAGGGGCCCUUCUCGGACCCUUCUCGGAGCCCUCCUGCAGGCUCCGGCGGCAGGCUCCCUCCGAACCCGUGCGAGGCAGAGAUCGCGGCGGCCCUUGCGGAGGCGCGGCUGGGCACGCGCCGUGCUCAUGCGGUGGUUCUCAUGGUGGUUCAGCCCGCCGAGAGGAACGUCACCGACCAGCGCGGCAUCGAGGCCUGCCUCUGGCGCUCGCACGGCGUGCCGCUCGUCCGGAUGACGAUGGCAGAG